This is a messenger RNA of Trametes versicolor FP-101664 SS1, 2131 nucleotides long. RefSeq names its product DnaJ-domain-containing protein. NCBI's taxonomy places the organism in Eukaryota, Fungi, Basidiomycota, Agaricomycetes, Polyporales, Polyporaceae. The transcript has 9 exons. Bases 125 to 2110 code for a protein of 661 amino acids. The record is from RefSeq and is a predicted model, not a curated record. Gene Ontology annotation, cellular component: Sec62/Sec63 complex. Gene Ontology annotation, biological process: post-translational protein targeting to endoplasmic reticulum membrane; SRP-dependent cotranslational protein targeting to membrane. Gene Ontology annotation, molecular function: RNA binding; transmembrane protein transporter activity.
UCCUUCUCUCCCGCCACCACGACGUGUCCGCCCGCCCGCUCGUUCUCGCCGCUGCUUUCUUUCUAGCGCGUGCUCUCGGUGUACUCUAGCUUGGCCCAGCGUUACCCGUUCCAAUCAGGCCACCAUGGCCAACUACAACUAUGACGAAGCCGGUAACAUGGCCGCCUACUUCGUCCUCACCUUCCUCACCAUCUUCCUCGUGCCAUACACACUUGCAUCUCUCGCCGCGAGCAAACCUCCUGCGCUUACUGGCUGUCAGUGCCAGCAAUGCACCACUCAGCGCGAACGCAUUCGGAAGCGCGAGGGUGGCUCCCUCUUGACACCAAAACUUCGGAGACGAACUCUGAUCAUCGCGGGCGGGUGGUCCAUCGUCGCGUUCCUUGUGUACAAGGUCAUGAAUUCCGAGACGCAAAACAAAGUUUACGACCCCUUUGAGAUCCUUGGUAUCAGCACGGGUACUACCGUCAAGGAAAUCAAGUCACAUUACAAGAAACUCUCCCGUAAAUUCCAUCCGGACAAGGUCAAGCUUGCCGUGAACGAAACAAUGGAGGCAGUUGAGGCCAAAUUUGUUGAGAUUACCAAGGCCUACAAAUCUUUGACGGACGAGAACAUCCGCAAGAACUGGGAGAUGUAUGGGCACCCGGACGGCCGUCAGGAAGUGUCCAUGGGUAUUGCGCUACCCAAAUGGAUUGUCGAGAGCGGCAACAACAUCUGGGUUCUCGGCGCAUACGGUGUGAUCUUUGGCGGUGCGCUUCCUGCGAUCGUGGGCCGUUGGUGGUUCGGCAACCGGGAAAAGACUAAGGACGGUGUUCACACCCGCAGUGCCGCCGCUUUCUGGAAGAGUCUCUCCGAGGAGUCCGGCAUGGACGACGUCACCAGCUCUCUGGGCAAAUCUUUCGAGUGGGAGCUGCCCGGGUCUAAGGCGGGUAAGGUCGACGCGGAACUCGCGCAAUUGGAAUCGCAGAUCAAGGAAAAGCUGGGUGAGAAGUGGGAUGAGCUUGUGAAGCUUGCAGAGGCCUCCCCCAAGGAUCACAAGAGUCGCAGGAGGGCAUUCGUCCUCUUGUAUGCGCACCUGCUACGCUUGCCUAUCCAGAAUUCGACCCUUCUGAAAGAGCAAACACAAGUUCUUCUCCAGACGCCUACGCUCCUCAACGCGAUGCUCAACAUUUCCAUGGCGCGGAAUUGGCUGCUUCCUACGCUUGCCGCUAUGCGUCUUCAUGCAUUUAUCGCACAAGCCAUCCCUCCAGGUCAGGCAGACCUCAAAGCCGCUCAGCUUCCUGGCAUUGCGCCAUCAGACGCCUCUUCCCUGCCCAAGUCCGAGUCCACCGACUUCUCCGAUGCGAUUGCCUCUCUCUCCAAGAUCGACCCCGCUGCACUGCCCGACGCGCAGAAGGCGCUCGAGCGCCUCGGUCAUGCCGAAAUCGUUGAUGCGUCGUUCAAAGUGAUUGGCGAGCGCUACGUAACCCCGAGUUCAUUUGUCCACCUCGUUGUCAAGGCUCGCCUGGCGCCUCUCGCGAAGGAUGGCAGUGCGGUACCCCUGCCUAAGCCCGAGACGAACGACAAGCGCGACCACGAGUUCCUGCUGAGUAAGAAGGAUAUCGAGGACCUUCCCCAAGGCGAAUACACGAACGGAUACGCGCACACUCCCUACUGGCCUGCCAACCGCAAGCCGUCAUGGUGGGUUGUGCUCGCGGACGUCAAGUCGAACAAGGUCGUCGUCCCGCCAUUUAAGAUCGCAGACAUCCCCGUCGCAGAUCCCGCACGAGGGCUCGACUACCGGUCAUACAAGCUCCAGUUCCAGGCACCGCAGACGGUCGGGCUCUUCACGUGGAAGGUGUUCGUCGUAAGCGACACGUUCGUGGGCGAGGAGGCGGCACGGGACGUCGUGCUGAAGAUCGACGACCCGAGCGUGCUCGCGUCAGAGGAGCCCGCGGACGACGACAUCUCGGACCCGGAGGAGGACUCUCUCGCGGGCCAGAUGGCGCUGAUGCGCGGGGGCAGCGUGAAGAAGCUCGCGGAUGGCGAGGGCGAGAGCGACGACGAGAGCGACACGGACGGCGAGGAGGAGCAGGGCGGGAAGGAUGACGAUAGCAGUAGCGACAGCGAUUGAGUAAUCGAGCGUGCCUUUUUU